GCUUUACAUUAUAGUCAAAGUAGCCAAAGACCCGCUGCUGUUUGGAGUAAAUAUGCUCCUCGCUGGAGGAAAUAGAUGUAUGCGGGCGAUGGACGGCUGAGUCACACCUGAGCAUGAAUGCAAGUCACUUCAGUCAGAGGAGCGAUGGCGGAGGAGAGGGAGCAGACAGGGGCCUCCUGGGAGGACCUGACCCUGCAGUGUUCUGACCCACAGGCGGCCUGCAGGGACGGGCUGAAUGAAGAGUCGGUGGAAGAAGCCCCCGAUGCCAAGAGCUGCCAAGAUCAGGCCGCAAAAUGCAGCCCAGUGCUGCAGAUGCUGAAGGCAGCAGAGAGCAGGAGCACGACUCAGGAUCAGGACGGGGCAGAGCCGCCCGAGGCCCGACCGGGAGAGCAGGCGACUGAAGCUCUGAAGACCGACAUGCAAAUCCAGCUGAGUGAGCAAAAUCAAGAAUUCAACAAGCGUCCUCCGAAGGCUCGGUCCGCCUCACAGUCGUCUACAGACAGCUAUAGUUCAGCGUGCAGCGACAGCUCUGAAGAUGAAACUUCUCCCAGAGACAAACUGCAGAGGAACUCCAAAGGCCACUUCGACUUCUGCAUCAAAAACAUCAAACAGGCUGAGUUUGGACGCAGGGAGAUUGAAGUGGCACAGCAAGAAAUGCCAGCUUUGAUGGCCCUGAGAAAAAGAGCUGGUGGGGAGAAACCUCUGACCGGUGCCAAAGUGGUGGGAUGCACACACAUCACUGCACAGACAGCGGUGUUGAUUGAGACCCUGGCUGCACUGGGGGCUCAGUGUCGCUGGGCAGCCUGCAACAUCUUCUCCACUCAGAACGCCGUGGCUGCCGCUCUGGCUGAAGCAGGCAUCUCAGUAUUUGCAUGGAGAGGAGAGUCGGAGGAUGAUUUCUGGUGGUGCAUUGAGCGCAGCGCCAGUUCUGAUGCUUGGCAGCCCAACAUGAUUCUGGAUGACGGAGGCGACCUGACUCACUGGAUUUACAAGAAGUAUCCGAGCAUGUUCAAGAGGAUUAAAGGGAUUGUGGAGGAAAGUGUCACUGGCAUCUUUCGGCUGUACCAGCUCUCAAAGACAGGCAAACUGUGCGUCCCUGCGAUGAACGUCAACGACUCUGUGACCAAGCAGAAAUUUGACAACCUUUACAGCUGCAAGGAGUCCAUCCUGGACGGGCUGAGACGGACGACCGAUGUAAUGUUUGGAGGAAAGCAGGUGGUGGUGUGCGGGUACGGCGAGGUUGGCAAGGGUUGCUGCGCUGCCCUGAAAGCGUUGGGUGCCAUUGUGUACGUCACAGAAGUGGAUCCUAUUUGUGCCCUUCAGGCCUGCAUGGACGGCUUCAGGGUGAUUAAACUGGGUGAAAUCAUCAGACAGGCAGACGUGGUCAUCACUUGCACAGGCAACAAAAAUGUGGUGGCGAGAGAACAUCUGGAUCGGAUGAAGAAUGGCUGCAUCGUCUGCAACAUGGGACACUCAAAUACUGAAAUUGAUCUGGUGAGUCUGCAAGCUGAGGAGCUGAGGUGGGUGAGAGUGAGGCCUCAAGUGGACCACAUCAUCUGGCCGGAUGGGAAGAGAAUCAUCCUGCUGGCUCAGGGCCGCCUGCUGAACCUGAGCUGCUCCACUGUGCCCUCAUUCGUUCUCUCCAUCACAGCCACCACUCAGGCCUUAGCUCUCAUAGAGCUGUUCAACGCCCCGGAGGGACGCUACAAACAGGACGUCUACCUGCUGCCAAAGAAAAUGGACGAGUAUGUGGCCAGCCUUCACCUGCCCACAUUUGAAGCCCACCUCACAGAGCUGACUGAGGAUCAGGCCAAAUACCUGGGCAUCAGCAAACACGGACCCUUCAAACCCAACUACUACAGGUAUUGAGCCCUCCAGGAGUGUUGUCCCAGGCCAGAGGAGCACUGCUGCCAUCUGCAGUCUGAAGAGAGAACAGAAGAAAUGUUCUGAUCCGAGCACCGCUGCAUCUGUUUCAUGAAUGAAAUGUUUUCAGAGUCCUCUCAGUAAUGCCUGAACUGAUUCUGAAAAGAUUCAAAUGACAAGAAUAUACAUAAAGUAAACAUAAACCUACAUCACAUUAAAAAAAAAAAGACUAUUCAUCGAUUUUAAUUAAGGAUAAUAAAGUAUAUUCUUACAUAUGCAGUUGAUGUCUAAUUCUUCACAGCAGGGGUGGUAAAGUCAUUUUAGACCAACCUGGUGAACUUGGGCUAUAGGCUGUCACAUCUGAGGUUGCUCAAUCUGUGAAGAACUUUAGUGAAGAAAAAAAAUACAGUUCUUGUUUUGGUUUGCUCAUUUUUUACAGAAUAGUAAGUAGUAUGCUCGACACCCCUGACAUACAACCUCUAUUUAUGUCGAAGAUUUAGCAUCAAUAUAGACUUGCCUAUAGCCAUAACAGUGCCGCAUAUGGGAGAAGAGAUUUCCAGGUCUUUCUGUCUUGUCAAAAUUACACUUGAAGCUACAUUUUAAGUUCAAAUAAGCAAAUAUGAGACACUUUUUUGCCUGUUUUUUGAGGGUGUCCACAACUCUUAUUAACUGUUUUUUACAGGUACAUUUAGUGGCAGCAAUCAAAGAACGACUAACAAUUGUAGUUCCUACUGAUAUUCAUCAAUAGCUGAAGAACAACAGAUUUUUUCCUUCUCAGAUGUGAUUGCUUAAUCAGUUUCUGUAAUUUUUAUUAACAGCAUUUUACUUCUGAGGAAUUAAAGUUUCAGGCACAAUAUGCAUGCAAUCGGUGCAUAUAGUUCUAUGUUUAGUUUCAUAAAAUAACGUUAUUUUCAAUAAACAGAUAAAUGAUAAACUGAGCUGUAUUUUGUUUGUCAGUAACGCCUUUAGAAAGAAAAUUGUGUCAUGCCUAAUUUUAACCAGUAGAGGGCGGAAGAGGGCUGUGAUUUUUGGUCAUCCCUGCAUCCCUUUUGUUAAAAAACGUGCCUUAUACUGUAUGUUUUUUGUGUAGACGUUAGCUCUCAGAAGGUCAGGGGUUCGAGUCCCUACCGUUUUUGUUUGGGGUUUUCAUGGUCUUCCUUUUGCAGUGGUGCGAUUUUUCAGGUUCUCUGGUUUCCACCCACAGCGCAUAAACAUGCAUUUGACCUCACCUGGGAAGUUUCCCAUAGCAUGCGUGCGUGCAUGCGUGCGUGCGUGUGUGUGUGUGUGUGUGUGUGUGUCUUGUAUUGGACUGUCAACCUGUCCAGAGUGUAUCUUGUCUUGCAUAGCCUACUGGGAUCAGCUCCAGCACCAGAUGCCCUCAUUGGGAUGGUACGAGCUGGAUAGAUGGAAGGAUUAUUCAGAGGAUUAGAUUUCAGCUUCAUUCUUAAGGGAAAGAAUGUAAGCGUAGAUUUAAUAUUCACAAAAUGAAAAAGCAAGUGUGGAACCGGAGCAAUUCAGACUGACCGAUGAUAUUUUUGCCACUCUGCAGACUUAAUGCAGGCGACAGUGUGUGUGGUGUUUGUGGUGCUAUAGUAUAGUUUUGACUGUUGCACCAGUCAGAUUCCUAUAUUUCUAACCAUGUUUAGACUGACAUUGCUGAUUGAACAACAGUAUCAAAUAAACUCCAACGAUAUGAUUUCUGAUAAAUACAAGCAAACCAAAUACACAACGUUGAUGUGUUUGAGCCUUGAGAAGUGACCUCCACAUAUCAAUGCUAUUUCACUGACUUAGUCAAUUAAACUUUUUUCAUGAUACAUGAGUUUGACUGUCGUUUGGAAUCAUUUAGACCUCAGUUCUCACUGGAAGAAAAAAAACAGCAGACCAUACAAUACGCAGAUCUCAUGUGUCUGGCUAUACAUUUUUUAUGUUUUCAUCUUUAUUAUGUGAAAAAACACUUUUGAGAUUGUAAACUGUGAAAAGCUACAGGAUGAAAUUAAAUCUAUGGUUGAUAUUCCUCUUUAACCCCGUUACAACAUGCUUCUGCCUCUUGUUUUUAUCAAGGUAAGUUUAACUUUAAAUUGGUUAAACAUCAGUAUCAGUUAAAGACAACUCUUCAACAUCAAUGUGUGUUUUUGAUCACACUGAGAUGUUCAUGUUCGGUGUGAGGUUUUGUGUAGAAUUUUUUGAAGAAUUAUACAAUAGAAGGCCAGGGAGCGACUGCAAUAACAAAUAUAUGAGCUAAAAGCUCUUUCUUUCUCUGUUUUUGAGUAACUUUUCAAUUUUCUAGCCAUCGCAAAUGUCCAUGGGUGAUAGCAGAAACAGGUUACCUGGAUAGAGACAUUCUGAGCAUUAGAUUUACAAAAUUACAAAAACAAAUCAAAAUCAAAUUUCUGCUUGCAUUAGCUGGAUAGAAUUUCCUGUGACAGUUACAUGUAGAGAUAUUAGCUUUCGGCAUUAGCAUUGGUCCCCGGACACAACAUAAUUAACUCUGGGCCAAGAAAGUCCAGCUGGACAUGUGACGGUCAUUAUCUGUUUUCCUCGAUUGUCUGCCUCUGGUCAUGAAGUCCUAAAAAUACCGCCCUGGAUUACUGUAAUCCAGAGUCUGCAUGGUGGGAGUAUGUGUGUGUGUGUGUGUGUGUGUGUGUGUGUGUAUAUAUACACUUCCUGGCUGAAGAUCCUUGAGCUGUGUUUCUUUGGGGCAGCAGCAUAAAGAUGUGACACUACUGUAAUCUACUACCCAAUAAAACCUCUAACUUUACUGAUUCACUUCAAACUUUUCAUCCUUCUGCUGUAUUUUGGUCACAUAUUGACA
Molecule: messenger RNA, 4675 nt
Organism: Salarias fasciatus (jewelled blenny)
Lineage: Eukaryota; Metazoa; Chordata; Actinopteri; Blenniiformes; Blenniidae
Product: S-adenosylhomocysteine hydrolase-like protein 1
Exons: 17
Coding region: 118-1869 (583 amino acids)
Biological process (GO): L-methionine cycle
Cellular component (GO): cytosol
Source: RefSeq, a predicted model, not a curated record